Molecule: messenger RNA, 7779 nt
Organism: Homarus americanus (American lobster)
Lineage: Eukaryota; Metazoa; Arthropoda; Malacostraca; Decapoda; Nephropidae
Product: nucleoporin nup211-like
Exons: 8
Coding region: 312-6764 (2150 amino acids)
Source: RefSeq, a predicted model, not a curated record
AAGCUCCCGCCAUCCCCCGUUUCGGAACAGGUUGGUGGGGAGAAAUAUGUAAUAUUAUGUUUUAGUGCCUUUUUCGAAUUUAUUCGACGUGAUAUUUGAUUCGAGUUGAUGCUACAAGAUACACACCAAAGAUGGUCAUACUGGUUGUGUUGGUUGUGUUGUAUAUGGGAGGGAGAGAUGGUGGAGUUGAGGGUGGCUGUUGGUGUUCGUAAUACCAGAGUUUCCUAGGAUAAACAGUUGUGGUGUAGGCGUUUGGACUGUAGUAGGACUAAGGCUGCGUGUAUGUUGUUGUGUAGUGUGUGGCUUACUGCAUGAUGGCUGCUGCUGCUGCCUUGGAGGGUGCUGGAUCCCCUACCAAGGAGGAGCUCAAUAUGCCUCCUGUUGUUCAGCCUCGUAGAGGAGCCUCCGCUGGCACCAAUUCCACUCUGUUGCAUGAUUCUGCACUGCGCACUGCCACCAACAAUGCCACUGCCAGUACCCCCAACAUCCCUGCCUCAGUGGGAGCCUCCCUACAUUCACCCAUAUCUACACCCACAGGCACCAAGCUGGCUGUCACCACACCCUCUGAGUCACCUGCGGGGGGUGAAGGUGCCAGGAUAACUCUUGACGAAGAGAAAAAGAUCGCACUCAGUCAGCUUCAAGAGCUGGAAGUAGCCAUUAAAGUACGGAAAGUGACCAAGGUGGACGGCCGUAAGAUCCGGUGGAUUGAGUAUCGUGCUCGGAAGCAAGCUGAAGAAGCAAAGCAAGGAACUCAGAACAAGAAAAGAACACGCAGAGCCAAGUCAAAGUCUAAGGGAGGGGAGAAUAGUGAGAAUGAUGCAAACGUUGUGAAUAACAAUAAUAAUAAUAGCAAAAGUGAAAGCACAAUGAAAGUGGAUAUGGCCAGUACACCAUUGAGUGUGGUUGGAACAAACAAUGUCUUAGAGAGUAUGAAGCAGCAGUUCUUGCAGGGCACAGAAAGUAUAGAUGAACCACUUACCAAUGGUAAAACAAAUUUAGCUGAAACUACAGUUACCACCCAAAAGAGAAAAUCAGGGAGAACUCGUAGGUCUGUCAACACUCCUGAAGGAACGAGCCCCAAAAAUAGCACUCCGAAAAGACUAAGUCCAAUUGAAAAUAAAGGAAUGCAACCCCAGAGUGGAAAUGAAGUAAAGAACACUGCAUCUGCAAAUAGCUCAAUAAUAGAUACUUCACUCAGUAUACCAAACACACCAACUACACCAUUAAACUCAGACCCAGUUGCCUUGAAGAAGAAGUUUUUUGCCCCCAAGUCAUUAACAAAGGGUUUGCGUGAGGUUCGCAAAGUAGAAAAUGGGGUGGAGGGAGAAGUUACAGUGAAAUUAGAAGAUAAGAGUUCCCCAGUUUCUUCCCCAAUUACUACUUCAGUUGCCUCUUUAUCUCUAGCAGCACUUACUCCAGAUGUAGCUGAAGAGAUGAAGACUGAACCUAAAACUCCUGAAGCAAAAUCUUGUGAAAGUAAAAGUACUGAAACUAAAAUAUCCUGUCCUCUUGUCAAGGCAGCUGCAAAAUUACUUUCCCUGCCAUCUGUAAGAUCAAGAUCUGCUGACAACACAACAAAGAGUAAAAAAGUAGGUGCUCAGAAAGGAGUUAACAAAAAAGUCACUAUGAAAGCUGGUGGAAGAUCAGAAUCAGAACCCAGGAACGUAAUGAAUGGUCACAGCGAAGUAUUACAAAAUGGUUCAGCAGAGAAGGGCCCCUCUGCAAAAGCCUCAUCUGUCAAUGAGCGGGCUACACCCAACAGAAGUAAAGUUAGUAAAGAAGAUUCCCCUGCCAAUACUGUUGAAGUUGAAUCUCCAGUAAAACGACCAAGAGGUAGACCACCCAAGAGAGGAUUAGGAGUGAAUAAAGACGGCAGUACCACUGCAGCUGGAAAGUCAAGUAAGAAGCUAGCAACUGUGGUUGUUGAUGUUCAUAAUACAAUGAAUGGUGAGCCACAGACUGUGAUUCCUGUCAGCAGACCAGUUUUAAGAGGGAAGAGAACUUCUCCAGCUAAGAAGUCACAAAAAGCAGCAACAGUCUUACCAGAGGAUACGGAAUGCUCAAAUAUAAAAGAUUUAUCUCCUUCACCAAAAAGACCAAAAUCACAUGAAGAAAUUAAAUCCCAAGUUGAAAAAGAUCAAAAAGAUCUCCUGCAAAUAGUUCCUGUUCAGAGCACUAAAAAAAGAAAAGCUGCCACAGUUAAGAAAGAUAAUGCAGGUAAGAAAGACAAGGAGUCUAUACAAGAAAACAAAGAAGAAAAUGCAAAGUCAAGUGCCUCACUGUGUAAUCAAACACCAGUAUCCCCUGAUAAAACUCAGAGUACAAAGGUGGUUAAAUGUGUUCAAAAACCUUCACAUCAAGAAGUGCCCGCAUUAUCUGAACUCGAAAAUCCCACUGCCAUUUCAACGAGCCUUACUUCUAAUAAGGAACAAAAAAUUUCAAAACAAAGUCCAAAAGUCAAACCAGUGCAAGCCAAACGUAAGGAAACCAGUCAGGAUUUGGCUAAGUCUGUAAUGGAGAAAAUAAGCCCAGCAACAGGAGUUAAUAAGGAUGCUGAAAGUGCACCGGCACAAAAAAGUGAUACUAUACAAAAAAUUAUGUCUGGACAGAAGGCAAGACUCAUACCAAAGGUCAUUUCUGCGGAUAAACAGAUCCCGGGACAAAAAAUAAAUUCAUUGCCAAAAGUUACUGCUGCAGAUUCCUCUGUACAGAAGGACAGUACUUUGGCCAAGGAUAGUGCUGUUGUGAAGGAGGGAAGUUUGGUGAAGAGCAAUGCAUCCUCAACACUUAACAUGUUAGAGAAGACGAGUUCUCAGAAGGGAGACAAUUUAGAAAGUGAUAGUUUUGUGGAGGAAGAUGUUGUAAUACAAAAGAGCACUACUUUGCCAAAAGCUAAUUCCUUAGAGGAAGAUAUAUCUGUGCAAGAGAUUAUUCCUUUGCUUGAAGAUAAUUCUGCUGAGAAGGAUAUAUCUGUGCUAGCUCAUAGUAUAUUAACAGAGGCUGACUCUUCAGAAAAAGAUACUUCUGCUGAAGAGAGUAGUAUUUUGCCAGAAGGUAAAUCUACAGAGAAAAUUACUCUUCUUCGGGCAAGUAGUACUUUGGUGAAAACCAAGUCUACAGAGAAGGAUACUCCUCUACAGGUUAGUAAUACUUUGACAAAAGCUAGUUCUACUAGGCUAGACAGUAUUGUACAGAAAAAUAUUACACUGCCAAAAGUUGUUGCUACAGAGGGAAAUAUUCCAAUUGAGGAAAGUAGUACAUUACCAAAAAUUAGUUCCUUAGAGAAAGAUAAGUCUAUGCAGCAGGGUGAAGACAAGUGCUUACAGAAGGAUAGUUUGUUGCCAAAUGACAGUUCUACUAAUAACAAUGAUCCAAUACAAAAAAGCAGCACUGGCCUGACAGACAAGGGUAUUUUCCCUGUAAAAGAGAGCCAAGUGCAAAAAAUAAUUGAAGUAAACCAAACACCAACAGGUAGUCUACAAUUGGAAGACUGCCCAGUGCAAAAACUAAUUGUUGCGCAGAACAAUAAUGAGUUACAGAAUGAUGAUAGAAUACAGAAGAAUUCUUCACAACAGAGAGGUAUUUUACUUAAAGGAAAUACUAAUAAGAAGGAAAAUAGAGAUCAUAAAAUCACACCAUUGCAGAAAGACCAUCAUAUUCAGAAAAAUAGUUUGGCUCAGAAAGGUCUCCCAGUACUGAAAGUCACCCCAUCCCAAACAGACAACUCACCUCGGAUAUUUUCACAAAAAGAUAGACUUGAUCAGAGCAAAACCCAUGUUCAGAAGGACAGACCUGUACAGAGACGUACUCUGGCUCAGAAAGUUAAUGCACCAGAGAGAGAGAGUUUAAUUGAUAGUAAUAAACUAACUGGGGGUGGUGACUCAGACCAGGUUAAUAGUCUUGCUCAGAAAGAAAACCCAGGAGGUCACAAAGAUAGUCCAAGUCAAAAAAGUAGUCCUAAAGUAAAAAAUGCUCCAGUUCAAGCAGAAAGUGUAAUACAGACAGACUUAGUAGAGAGAGGUGUUCAUGUUCAAGAAAUUGAGAAGAAAGUUGAAUUUAGUUCAACUAUAAACUGUCCAAAUGAUAAUGAAAUAAACCAGAUCAAGCAAGUACAGGGUGUGAAGAAUAUUUGUGAUCUAGAACAAGAUGUAAAGAUUGUGCAGAAGGAUAACAUGGAAGAUGUGAUAGUAAAAGAAACACCCAACUUAGAAAAAGGUCUUGGAAUACCAAAAAAGGCAGAGAUUGAGGUUGUUGAUCUGGAAGAGAGAGUUAACACAACACACAAAGAAAGUGAUGAGGUUCAGGUAAUUAGCCAAGCACACAAGGGGAAAGGAAAGAGGCAAGGUAACCUAGUUCCAGCAGAAACUAGUGAACAAGAAAGUCAAGCAAAUAUUUCAGUAAAGGGGAGUCCAGCAAUUGUGCAAAAAACAAAAGAAAGUGGACUUUGCAUGAAGACUCCACUAAUAAUUGAAAAGGGAGAAACUAAGAAUAAAGAAAAGACUAACAGCCAGGAAGUUAUCAAAGCCCCAGAAGCUAGUCCAGCCCUGGACAAAAGUAGUUCUCCAGAAGUUAUUGAAGAAAGGGGGACCAGGAAACCACCAGUACAAAAUGUCUUGCAAGAAGGGAGAGCUGUGGCAGGACCCUGUUCCACAUCAACACCUUUAACAGAAGUUCCAGUUACCUCAGUUGCAAAGUCAAAAGAAAAAGUACCACGGAUAUUGAAACAGCUUUUCCAAGAUGAAGGUGUCCAAAAUAUGCUCAAAAGUAUGGGUGAAGACUCAAGCAUUGCACCUGAGACUUCCCCAAAUAAUGACCCUGGUGCUCACAAGCUGCGUCCUAAGAGGGCCACUGAGCCAAUGCUGGCAUUCUCUCCUGAUUUUGAAGCCAUGGAAGCACUUUUGACAACGAAGAAAAAGAGAAGAGGAACUGAGCUAGAUACUUUGUACAUGGAUGAAGGAGUCCUUAAUCUGCUGACUAGUUUAGAGCCCCACUCAAGAAGAAGUCAUCAAGAUGAUGCUGCCAGUGACACAUCUCAAGCCAGUAGUUCUAGGAGUGUUAAAGGCAUCAAAACGAGUAAAUCUUCUCUUGAGUUGAAUUCUGAGAGCAGGAAAAGAAAGUUAAGUGGAGCAAGCACAGUUAGCAAUACAUCUAUUAGAUCUAUGCAACCACCAGAUUCUAAAAGGGCACGAUUGGAAAGCCAAGACCCUAGUGAGGAUCCUUAUGAAUUAGCUGCUGCUGAAGAAUUCCAGGAACGGCCUGUUAGUGUAGAACCUAUUGCCUCGGAUGUGGAUGUGAGUCUAACUAAAAAGAAAGGAAAGCCAACUCUUCCAUUAUCAGUUCGACAAAAAAAUAAAGCUAUAAGAAUACAGUUGAAACUCCAAAAGCAGAAACAAUUGAAAGUUACGGGUAGUGAUGUUACUCCACACAAGGAAGAUGAUAACAUGAAUUUGGCUGAACUCCAGGAAGUGUUGAGGAAGGCAAAAGAAACGUUUAACGAAACGCCUCUGGGACCCACUCCUGCAGAGAAAGAGUCAGAUAGGUCUGUACCCCCUUUGAAAAUAAAGCUGGCAUCUGACAGUGUAACAAUUAAGCCUGUUAGUAGGCCCAGUCCCAUUCAACAGAUUGCUAUGGUAGAUAUAGGGAAACAAACGAGAUUACCUGCAAAACAGAAUAUUAGUGACGUCCCUAGUAGACUCAUAUCCAGACCAACACCAAUGCAGGAAUCAAGAUUGACAGCGAGAAAUACUAUGGAGAGGCCCAGACCAUAUCCAGAAAGACAGACACCUCCACCUCAGCUUCGGAGAUUUGACAACAUAUCCAGCCCUACUGCUGCAAGCUUUUCAUCGCUGGUCAGAACUUUUGAUGGGAGUGGACAUCAAAGGAGUAGGCAGAGGAUUGGAGGAGAGUCUGUCCGUCAGUCCCAAAGGGCCAGUGUCAGACAGAGUGAAGGCAACUAUCACUAUCGAGAUAUUUCCCUUAGGAAGUUCAAUAAUUUUACACAGAUCAUCCUUUCGCCAUCAACGACCAAAAUGAAGAAUGCUUUGAAUUCGAGGGUUUUAAGAGAGCUGUGUGAAGCACUCAAUAUCCUGAAACGUGACGAGUCUGUACGAAUGGUUUUACUCACUGCCACCGGCUCUACUUUCUGCCAGGGUGUUGAUCUUACUGCACUUCAACACCACAAUAUUGAAACACGGAAGAAAAAUGCUGAAAAUCUCGUCCGAGGCAUAAAAGACUUCCUGAAGGCCCUGGUACAGUUUCCUAAACCUAUUGUUGCUGGUGUCAAUGGGAAUGCAAUGGGCCUUGGGGUCACUAUGUUACCCCUUUUUGAUUUGGUUAUUGCCAAUGAUAAGGCAGAAUUUUACCUUCCUUAUGCCAAAUUGGGUCAAGUGCCAGAGGGAGGAGCCACAUAUACCUUCCCCAACCUCUUUGGUAAAUUGCAGUCAACAAAGUUGUUCCUUGGCCACAAGAUAACCGCAUCUAAGGCUCAGGAAAUGGGUCUGGUUUCUGAGUCUAUAUGGCCAGCUACUUACCAGCAGGAGCUCAUACCUAAAGUGGCUCUCCUUGCAACACAGUCAGCUCAGAGUAUGGAGGCGACCAAGGCGUUGAUGAACCAUCACCUGGUUACCAAGCUGGAGCUGAGCCUCGAGUCUGAGUGCCGACUAUUACUGCAGCAGUGGACUUCACCACACUUCACUCACCUGUGCAAACGGUUCCUAGAUUCACAUCAUAUACACUUACAGAAGCCUGUCAACCUCCCGUUGUAGGCAGACCGUCACCCCAAUAUUACUUUCCUUACCUUGGUUCCAGAUAUAUCGUUAAAUUAAUAAUAUAAAAGAAAAUUACUCGGCACCAAGCUGGAAGCGGCCCAUUGGUGAUUGUGCACAAGUGAAACUAGGUUCAUAAUUUAUUAAAUGAAUUUUGUGUGGUGAAACGGGCCUCUACAAGACUAAUGUUAAUGGCCUUUUGUUAAGAUAAAUUUUUUUUGUCACCUUGGCUAUACCUGAAGUAAAAUAUCGGGACAGUGUGACUGACCCCUUCAAUGUUUACAUUAUGGUGACCAUGACGUGUCGAGAUAUAUUUGAAAAUAUAAUUUAUAUAUUGUUUUGGAGUGGCAUACGGCAAAGAUCAGUAACUAAACUAUUUGAUAUAAAGAUGAAUCUUCGGUGACUACUCCAGAAUAAGAAUAAUUUAUUUACUGAAUGGACAGUUAUUCUUGGAACGAAGAAUGUGAUGACUGAACAAUACAGUAGUGUGAUAUUGGCGAAUAAUGUCUGAUGCUGUAUUUUGCAGUGAUAUGAGGCCUUUUGCAAAUUCUCCCACCCUCCUUCAAGUGGGCCCUGCUACUUCCACUUGGUGGGUAAUAAUGUAUAGUGUAUAGUUAAUAAAAUAGUAUCUGCAGAAGUGGAUAUUACUAAAUAUUAAGAGGUUGCGAUUGUGUGGCGCGACUUAUAGUUACAGAGAGCAGCAGGGAAGCUAAUGGGUAUCCUCCCUGGUUUCUUGGAAUGUCCAUAUGCAAAAUUAUUAACCUAUAACAUUCUCAUGCACACAAACUUUUGUAUAUAUAUUAGAACUCGUCUGUGCACAAGUUAUAUUUUACAUGGGAAGUUAUUUUAUCGGGAUGUAUUCCCAGUGUGAACGUUUUGUAUAUCUUUCAAUUGAGGUGUGUGAUUUUUGUAGUUGAUUUUUAUAGUUCAGAGUUGUUGAUAAAGUACAACCUAUAUGCUAUGGCAGUCCUUGAAACAUGUCAUUCUCAUGCAAUGAAAGUUAUUGAAAUCUUGA